This is a messenger RNA of Oldenlandia corymbosa var. corymbosa, 1374 nucleotides long. Lineage: Eukaryota; Viridiplantae; Streptophyta; Magnoliopsida; Gentianales; Rubiaceae. The record is from the annotation of a GenBank genome assembly.
AUGACUGUGGAUUCGUAUCAUGUGGCUGGUAGAUUAGCUUCUGGAGAACAAAUAAAUUUGGAUGAAGCUGCUCUGGCAAUGCUUUAUCGUAGUCUCCACGAAGCCAGGCAUAAUCUGGGUUCAACUUUAUGUGGUCCCAUUUGGUUGUUGCAUUUUUUGUUGUGUAUUUAUUUUCCAAGUCUGAAACCAGAAGGGAUUUUUCCUGUUGAGAGUGGAGAACCCUUGUGUCUUGGGGUGCAACAGUACAUCAAGCCGAACUUCAAUGGAACGCAAUCUUUCAAAACUGUCUUCGAGUCAAGCCCAAACAUAAGGGUGACGAUGCAGCAACCGAGUCACGAUUGGUGGCAUAAGAGCUUUGGCAAUAUUUGUCAUUCGGAGACAGAAAGUGGUAAAUGGGAUAACAUUGGCAUAUUUGGCUCGACAUUCGUGUGGAGCCUCUUCUUUCAGCAAGGGACAUCUUUUAUGGGAGUUGAUGGUAAUGCAUGGCAGAACAUCUCCCAUUACUCCUUUCAAGUUCUGUUUGAUACGACUCUUGGAUUUACAGCAUGGUGGGGAGAACUUUCAACCACUCUGUAUGGUGCUGGUUAUGAUGCAAUGAAGAACGCAUCCCGUAUCAGGAAAUAUGUGAAACCCAAAACUGUUGCAGUUGAAGCUGACGCUAAUCUUAAAGCUCUGAUGGCUCAUCUGGAACAAACAAAGGCAACCGCAUACAUUAGGGUAGACUCAGCAUCUAUUGUCCCUGACAUCCCCUUAGGCGCUGCUUUGCAACAGAUUGCAGAAAUGUUCCAGUUGCCGGCAGAAUUAGUACACAGCACAAGAUAUGACCAGCUAAAAACCUUGUUGUCUAUGAUCCAAGCGUCUCCAAUUGAUGAGGGCAUGGCAGCGGCGAUUCGACUGAUCUUGGCAGAGGCAACACAGAAGCAGGUAGAAUGUCAAGUCUGUGUACCACACAUAGAGGAAUAUCACGCCGCCUAUGCCUUGCAUGAGAAGAACAAACUGCUGUCAGAGCAACUGGUUGACCAAGCGGCGCAACUAGAAGCUGAGAUUAAGAAGAAAAUGGCAGAAGAAGCAGACUUGGUGGCCAAGCUUGAGAAAGUGCAAGCUAGACGGGUUGAAUUAGAAUCCACCUUGGGUGUUGUUGUGGCAGACAUUCACGUUGCACUUGGUCAGUAUGGGAGAACAACGCCAAAUUCUCCUGCGACCAUGGAUCAUUUGCACCCAGGACAAACAGAAGUGGUUGCACCUGUGGAAGGAGGCAGCACAACAAUAGAAGCCCAACAAGAUGUGCCACUAGAAGAUGAAGAGCCAUUGGAGGUUGAGACGUUGCAGAGUGCUCCUUAUGAAGCUGUACCACCACCAUCUCCUUCUGCUUAG